This is a messenger RNA of Cavia porcellus (domestic guinea pig), 1420 nucleotides long. RefSeq lists its product as uncharacterized. Lineage: Eukaryota; Metazoa; Chordata; Mammalia; Rodentia; Caviidae. The transcript is spliced from 2 exons. The record is from RefSeq and is a predicted model, not a curated record. Bases 1 to 1314 code for a protein of 437 amino acids.
AUGUGCCCCCGGGGCCUGCGGCUCCCUGGAGGCCAGGCAAGGGGCCCUGUGGGCCUGGACCUGGACACCCCCAUCCACCUGAUCACUGACCAUCUAGUCCUCUCCAGACCACAACCGUCUCUCCUCUCCACAGGGCAGCAAAGAUGCCUGAGGACCCUGGGUGUCAGCCUGAGAAGUGGCCACGGUUCAUGGGUGCCCGAGUACCAGGCUGCAAGGGGAGGCCCUGGCAACACCUGCUCCUCAGGAAUAGUGCUGGGCCAGAAACCCCGCCCUGUCCAGUCCAACCUCGCCAGCCCUCGUCCCUGCCAGAGCCCAGCCCUGAGGGACAGGACAGGCUGGCUGGUGAAUUCCAGCUCCCUGCAGCAGAGCAAUGUGCAGCCCUGCACCCGGAGGCCACCUGGAAAGGAGCCUGCAGCCCAGCAGAGUAACCUGGGUCUCACCAGAGCCACCAACCCCCUUCCCCCAGGCAGCUUCAGAGCACUGGCUCCCCUGUCCCCCUGCCUGUGGCAGACACCCCCAGCUACAGACCCCAGGUCCACAGCCAGCUUUGCCCUGCCCCAUGGGCACACAUGGCCAGGCCCCCGAUUGCUAGGUCGUCUGGGGAGCCAGACCUCUAGGCUCACAGGGGAGCCCCUCACUCUGGAGGACAUGACUGUCCCUGCCCAGAGGGAGGCUCAGCACCCAUCUCGUGCUGCCAUGCAUCAGCUGCUGGCCUCUGUGCGGCGCCUGGAGUGGCAGGCGGCCCAUCUUGGGGGCCGGGCCUCCUGGAAGCCCCUGGGCCUAGCACAGCAGGGCCUCUGCCUGGGCAACAGUCCGGCCUUUCCUGCUCGCUCCUGGAACAGCAGGCCUGUUCUUGCCUCCUGCGAUGAGAGGAGGAGACAACCCCAUGGCCACAGGGAAAUCACAGAUCUCUGGGUGACUCAGGGGACCCACGCUGGUCACUCAGACUCUCAGGCACCCAAUGAGCCAGGGUCGCCUGAGAUCUCAAUGGAGAUGCGGGCAGAGCAUUUCCAUGACUCCGAGCGGGCCGUCCUACCUGCCCAGCCCCUCAGACCAGAAGAUGAGGCGCCCCCAGGGCCCACCUAUGGCUGGGGGGACAGGGGAGAGCCUGCUGUCUCUCAAGGAUGGGGCAGCGGGGCAGCCUGGCCUGGCUCUGCAGCCUUCUCCAGUGUAGCCACAGCCAAGAGAGCCCUGCCCGGGCCGGAAGAAGCAUGUACCCUGAAGGAGCCAGGAGAGAGGACAGCUUCCAGUCCCCCAGGAGUAGCCCUGGCAAGGAGGGGCAUCUGCCAGGUGGAGCCCAGGGAGGCUGGGUGAGAUGGGCUCUUGGCAGGGGGUUCCCUUCCCUCUUGGCCUGAGGGCUGUGUCUGCUCCUUUUGUUUGCCCAGAACAAGACCCAAGACAGUGUGGCCCCAGAAGAGUC